GGCUUUGCCACAUAGAAAGGGUUUAAAACAAAAGCCAGCAUGGCAUUGUCACCAGCCCCCUUUGCAUGGUGAUGCGAUUAAGGUAGCAGCAUUUUUAUUAUUCAGGAAAAGCAGCUGGGGGAUUCACCAGUUCUGAGGCUUUGUCUUCCCUGGGCUAACUGAUGGUCCUGAGCCUUGGUCUGACCUGACCAUGAUGCCCAGGAGUGGCACUUUUUGUUUUUUCUUGGUAAACUGUACAAACCCAAAUCUCUUUUUGGUUUUCAAGGAAAUUAGAUUCCUGCCAGAUUUUGAAUCAGGACAAUAAAUAGGUACUUUGUCCUAGCUUCUUUCUGGAAUCAUUUCUGGGAUAUUUUCCACAAGCAUCAGAGAAACAGGAAUGAACCGGCAGCUAGUGAACAUUUUGACAGCCUUGUUUGCAUUUUUCUUAGAGACAAACCACUUCAGGGCCGCUUUCUGCAAAGACCAUGACUCCAGGUCUGGAAAACAACCUUCGCAGACCCUAUCCCCUUCAGAUUUCUUGGACAAAUUAAUGGGGAGGACAUCUGGAUAUGAUGCAAGAAUCAGGCCCAAUUUUAAAGGUCCUCCAGUAAACGUUACUUGCAAUAUUUUUAUCAACAGUUUUGGAUCGGUCACAGAAACCACCAUGGACUACCGUGUGAACAUUUUUUUGAGACAACAGUGGAAUGACUCAAGGCUGGCAUACAGCGAGUACCCUGAUGAUUCUCUGGAUUUGGACCCAUCUAUGCUGGACUCCAUUUGGAAACCAGAUCUAUUCUUUGCCAACGAGAAGGGAGCCAACUUCCACGACGUCACUACUGACAACAAAUUGCUGCGGAUCUCAAAGAAUGGCAAAGUGCUCUACAGUAUCAGACUCACCUUAACCUUAUCGUGCCCUAUGGACUUGAAGAACUUUCCAAUGGAUGUGCAGACCUGUACAAUGCAGCUGGAGAGCUUUGGGUAUACGAUGAACGACCUGAUAUUUGAGUGGUUAAGCGAUGGUCCAGUGCAAGUUGCUGAAGGACUGACCCUGCCCCAGUUUAUUCUGAAGGAAGAGAAGGAACUUGGAUAUUGCACAAAGCACUACAACACUGGAAAGUUUACCUGCAUCGAGGUCAAGUUCCACCUGGAACGCCAGAUGGGAUACUACCUGAUCCAGAUGUACAUACCCAGCCUGUUGAUAGUCAUUUUGUCUUGGGUCUCCUUUUGGAUAAACAUGGAUGCUGCCCCUGCCAGAGUCGCACUGGGCAUCACCACGGUGUUAACAAUGACGACGCAGAGUUCGGGUUCCAGGGCAUCUCUUCCAAAGGUCUCCUACGUGAAAGCAAUUGACAUUUGGAUGGCGGUGUGCCUUCUCUUCGUCUUUGCUGCCUUGCUGGAGUAUGCAGCUGUAAACUUUGUCUCCAGGCAGCAUAAAGAGUUCCUGAGGCUGCGGAGAAGACAGAAGAGGCAGAAUAAGGAAGAAGAUGUAACUCGGGAAAGUCGCUUUAAUUUCAGUGGUUAUGGCAUGGGUCACUGCCUCCAAGUAAAAGAUGGGGCUGCUGUCAAGGCCACACCUGCCAACCCACUCCCACCACCCCCGAAAGAUGCGGAUGCCAUCAAGAAGAAGUUUGUGGACCGGGCCAAAAGGAUUGACACAAUAUCUCGAGCUGCCUUCCCACUGGCCUUCCUCAUUUUCAACGUCUUUUACUGGAUCACGUAUAAGAUCAUUCGGCAUGAGGAUGUCCACAAGAAAUAGAUGUGCCCUACAGAUCUGGGGACCUUCUUGCCCAAGUGUUGUGCUUGUAAAUACACAGUGAAAUUGUCUUUAUAUCACUCUGACAGAAGAGAAGGCUAGGGGGGAGGGUGGGGAG
Elephantulus edwardii (Cape elephant shrew) is the source of this 1850-nucleotide messenger RNA. It is a transcript of the gene GLRA2, whose product is annotated as glycine receptor, alpha 2. The record is from RefSeq and is a predicted model, not a curated record. Gene Ontology annotation, cellular component: plasma membrane; neuron projection; synapse. NCBI's taxonomy places the organism in Eukaryota, Metazoa, Chordata, Mammalia, Macroscelidea, Macroscelididae. Gene Ontology annotation, molecular function: glycine binding; transmembrane signaling receptor activity; extracellularly glycine-gated chloride channel activity. Bases 377 to 1735 code for a protein of 452 amino acids. The transcript has 9 exons. Gene Ontology annotation, biological process: nervous system process; signal transduction; chemical synaptic transmission.